Messenger RNA from Pipistrellus kuhlii (Kuhl's pipistrelle), 2563 nucleotides. RefSeq names its product JNK1/MAPK8 associated membrane protein (gene JKAMP). The record is from RefSeq and is a predicted model, not a curated record. Gene Ontology annotation, cellular component: membrane. The transcript is spliced from 7 exons. Gene Ontology annotation, molecular function: ubiquitin protein ligase binding. Gene Ontology annotation, biological process: response to unfolded protein. Lineage: Eukaryota; Metazoa; Chordata; Mammalia; Chiroptera; Vespertilionidae. Bases 343 to 1089 code for a protein of 248 amino acids.
GGAGCGGUCGCCCGGGUUACCAGGGGGCGGAGCCGCCGAGGCGUCCGUGGCCCGGAUGUCCGGGCGCGGCGGGCCCCGGGGCUGAUCCUGGAGCUUCUCCAGGGAAACUAACCUGCGGCUAAUGGAUAUUACUGUACUGGCAUUUGUUUUUAAAAAGCUGUCGAUAUUCAACCAGCAUGCCUUGGACUUUACUGUGGGAAGACCCUGUUGUUUAAAAAUGGCUCAACUGAACUAUAUGGAGAAUGUGGGGUGUGUCCAAGAGGCCAGAGAACAAACGCACAGAAAUACUGUCAGCCUUGCACGGAGUCUCCAGAGCUCUAUGAUUGGCUCUAUCUUGGAUUCAUGGCUAUGCUUCCUCUGGUUUUGCAUUGGUUCUUCAUUGAAUGGUACUCGGGGAAAAAGAGUUCCAGUGCACUUUUCCAGCACAUCACCGCAUUAUUUGAAUGCAGCAUGGCAGCUAUCAUCACCUUACUUGUGAGUGAUCCAGUCGGUGUUCUUUAUAUCCGUUCAUGCCGAGUAUUGAUGCUUUCUGAUUGGUACACGAUGCUUUACAACCCAAGUCCAGAUUAUGUCACCACUGUGCACUGUACUCAUGAAGCUGUCUACCCACUCUACACCAUUGUAUUUAUCUACUAUGCGUUCUGCUUGGUGUUAAUGAUGCUGCUCCGCCCCCUGCUGGUGAAGAAGAUUGCCUGUGGGCUAGGGAAGUCGGAUCGAUUUAAGAGUAUUUAUGCUGCACUGUAUUUCUUCCCCAUCCUAACCGUGCUUCAGGCAGUUGGCGGAGGCCUUCUAUAUUACGCCUUCCCAUACAUUAUAUUGGUGUUAUCUUUGGUUACUCUGGCUGUGUACAUGUCGGCUUCUGAAAUAGAGAACUGCUAUGAUCUUCUAGUCCGGAAGAAAAGACUCAUUGUUCUCUUCAGCCACUGGCUACUUCAUGCUUACGGGAUCAUCUCCAUCUCCAGAGUGGACAAACUUGAGCAGGACUUACCCCUGUUGGCUCUGGUACCCACGCCAGCCCUGUUUUACUUGUUCACAGCCAAGUUUACCGAACCUUCACGGAUACUCUCAGAAGGAGCCAAUGGACACUGAACAUAACAUGCCAAAACCCCUAAGAAGUAUUCUUAAUAAAAAAGUAAAGAAAUAAAAAAUGUGUUAGUUCUCUUCUGUCAUAGGUGGGAAUGAGAUUGUCAGUAUAUCGUAAUGUUUUGGGUUGGUUGAUUUUGUUUUUGACCUUAAGACUUUAUGGUUAGACUUAGAAACACACACUACAAUUCUCUGUUAUGUAUUAUAACACACUAUCCCGCUACAGCACACUAUUACAUGGCCCAGGAGGCCUGUCUCUCGCACCUAUUUAGUUAUUGUUUAGAGCAAAAACAUGUUUCUGUGGACCUCGCAAUAUGUUGUUUUUGUUUUUAUUAAAUAAUAAGUAUAAUAUGGGAUUCUUAGCUUUGGCACAAUUGUGCUUGCCUGAUGUGUUUCAACCUGGCUUUCAAGUGUAAUGAAUCAAAAAGACACAUACCUGUGGGGUCUGAUAGUAAGCAUGGAAAUACAAAGUAUGUUGUCUUUUAUUAUCUAUAUAUUUUCACCAAUACAGUAUUUUCUUCAAAAAUAGAGCAUAAUUUAUAUAAUAGUUUCCUAUUUAUAGGUAGUUUGGUUGAAAAUAUCUUCAUAUUAUUCCUGUUCCUAUAAAGAAAAACAAUAAUGAAAAACUUGGCAAAAAGUCUCAACUGAAGAUAAACUUGACAAAAAGUCUCAAAUGUUCUGACAUUUGUAAUUGUGGAAAUUAAAGAUAUUAGGUAGUGAGAUUAAUGUCUUUUUUCCCACGUGAACAAAUACAUGUUCUCACAUAUUUCCUUCCUCUUACAUCUUAUUUAAAAAAUUGGAUUGAAGAGAGAGAGACAUCAGUUGGUUAUGCAGAGACUGAACUGGCACCUAGGUACGUGCCCUGACGUAUCAAACCUGCUCCCUUUUGCUGUCUGGGAUGAUGCUCCAACCAACUGCGCCAGCCAGCCAGGGCUUAUAUGUUAUUUUUAAAGGAUGCAUACACAUGCCACAUUUUUUUUGAUCCUGAGACACAUUUUUCUGCACCUUGGGACAUCUCUGAAUUAAGCUGCAUCACACAAUUGAUGGCUUCUUAGAUUUAACAAAAUGGAGAAUCUACACAGCAUAGGAACAGUUUUACUGUGGUUGUUGAUGGGGAUGCUGCUUGUCUAUUUUUAUACUCUGAACAGACUUAUGGUUGUAACCAUGGAAACUAUAUUUAUUUACUGAUUCUGCUAUUGGUGGGGGUUACACAAGUUUGUUAAAUCUCAAACUUUAAUACUUUCAUUGACAGUUGCAAAUUGUGGGAGAAUGUGCACUCACUUUGUCUGUAGUUUAUGCCUUUUGAAUCCACAGCAGUUGUAUCCUUGGAAUUCUUUUGUUAAUUUUUCUUUGUUACUAUGUUUUUGAUAUUAAAUGCAGCCAACUUGUGACGAACUUUUUUGGCGACUUUUUUGAAACGUUUCUGUUUGGUCUUAGCUUCUGUAAGAAUAAAAAUAAAAUUGUAAAAGUUCUAUGUGUA